GACAGUUUCUAAUUUACACAAUAAGUGAUCUCCUAAUUUUACCUAAGCUUGAGCCUUUUGGCGCAUAGGCCGGCAGUAGUCGCGCUUUUUCGUUGCCUAAUCCCGGCCUUUUAGAACACUUCUUGAUGAUGGAUAUCUCCGUUCUCCUCCUUUAAGAACAGUUUCCAGCUUAUCUCUGAACGCUGGCAAUUUGGUAAACAAUAUCCCUCCAGAAAUAUUCACGAUCUUUUAAACAAUUUCGGGGAUGCCAUUGAUCUUGCAAAGAUGGAUUACAGAGUCGUCUGUUAAAACACGCGGUCUAAUAUAUUAGCUCAAUUCUAAGUAUUUUUCUUCACGUCCAAGAACAGGAUUUCCCUUGAUUAAAACAUCUCGAACUUGAGCAAGACAAUGGCUGGUGAUGGUGAUGUUGCUAGAGAUGAUGAAACAAGCUUCAAGCCCCUUGGAAGGUGCUCUGUCGUCUAUUAUGGUGUGGGGCAUAUGCUCAAUGACAUUACAUCAGCCUGUUGGUUCACAUAUCUCUUAGUUUUCUUGACAGAUAUUGGACUGUCCCCGAGUGAUGCUGCUAUAGUCAUGCUUUCAGGACAGAUGGCUGAUGGAUUCACAACCAUUGUUGCAGGUGAACUGAUAGACAGAUUUGGACAUUUUAAGAUCUGGCACGGUGCGGGAUCUGCCUUGGUUGCUGUUUCAUUUUCUUCAGUCUUUGGUGGCUGUUUGCCUUGCAAAAUAUUUGGCUCCAAUUCAUCUACUCUGCAAACUAUUGGAUAUAGUGUGUUUGCAGCAAUCUUCAAUGUAGGCUGGGCAGCUACUCAAGUGUCACACAUGUCAAUGGUGAAUUGCAUCACGCUGAAUUCUACGAGCAGAGUAGUCUUGACUAGCUGCCGCAAUGCUUUUACCAUGGUCGCCAACCUUAGCCUAUAUGCAGUUGCUUUUGUGGUAUUUAAGAUCAGCUCAUCAGUGACUGUUAUCGAUGUUGAGAAUCAGUAUCGCUGGAUAGCAUAUUUGUCAAUCUUCAUUGGAUGCUGUUUUGUGUGUGUAUUUCAUCUUGGGACUCGAGAGCCAAGAUUGAAGAAAGAAGCUCAUGCAAAAAGUUAUGCUAGAAUUUCAUGGGCUUACUGGUUUAAGAAAAUUCUGUACCACCAAGUUGCACUUGUUUAUGUACUCACUAGACUAGUGACAAAUGUUUCACAGACAUUUCUUGCUUUCUACGUCAUCAAUGAUCUGCAAAUGGCACAGUCAUCAAAAGCUUUGGUUCCUGCAAUCAUCUAUAUCUGCAGCUUCAUUGUAUCGAUCUUCCUACAGGAGAUUGGGUGGACCGGUCGACGGUUAAAGGCUUUCUAUUCUGUUGGAGGACUUCUAUGGAUAAUUUGUGGUUUGGGAAUAUUCUUCCUGCCAAGAAGCAUGAAUUCUAUAGUAUAUGCUUUGUCGGUAGUGAUUGGAGCAGCAAAUUCAUUGAUGAUGGUGACUGCAGUAAGCAUGCAGAGUUUUCUAGUUGGUAGAGAUCUCAAUGGCUGUGCCUUCGUUUAUGGGUCGUUGAGCUUUCUCGACAAAAUAUCAUGUGGGUUGGCAUUGUGUGCUCUCGAGUCUUACCAGAGUUCUACUCCAGGGCUGCAGUACUGCAGUCCAUUAUAUUUUUGUUUUUCUGUGACAAGAUUUGGAUUAGGUCUUGUUCCAGCCAUUUGUGCACUUGUUGGGGUGCUGGUGACAUUCAGCAUGGAGCUCCAUGCACCAGCUUUAAAUCCUUCACUGGAACCUUUACUGGCAUAGGUUAGAAGAAUGAAUCAUACUACUUUUAUUUCAAUGUUGAAUCUACAUCUGUAUUCUUCUCUUUCGUCUGUUGUAUUUGUUCCUCUUUUGCAGUCUCUAGUUAGCAUCACGAAAGAAAAAUAAUAGCCUUGAAAAUAUUUUAAACAAAUUAAAUCUUGCUCUUGACAAACUUAGGAGAGUUACAUGAUUUCCUUUUUGUUAUUUGGUUCAAUUCAUCCUAUCCAAUGUAAUUAGACAAUUUUGCAACCAGGAUAGGCUUUCUAUCUUGUUGGGAA
Molecule: messenger RNA, 2039 nt
Organism: Olea europaea var. sylvestris
Lineage: Eukaryota; Viridiplantae; Streptophyta; Magnoliopsida; Lamiales; Oleaceae
Product: major facilitator superfamily domain-containing protein 12-like
Exons: 13
Coding region: 388-1764 (458 amino acids)
Biological process (GO): carbohydrate transport
Cellular component (GO): membrane
Molecular function (GO): symporter activity
Source: RefSeq, a predicted model, not a curated record